Messenger RNA from Exophiala spinifera, 1497 nucleotides. RefSeq lists its product as uncharacterized. The transcript has a single exon. The record is from RefSeq and is a predicted model, not a curated record. NCBI's taxonomy places the organism in Eukaryota, Fungi, Ascomycota, Eurotiomycetes, Chaetothyriales, Herpotrichiellaceae. The coding region runs from base 1 to 1497 and encodes 498 amino acids.
AUGUCGACCGUCGUUCCCACGCGAUCAAAGACCAUGUCCGACUCGGACGACGAGGCUCUCCCAGCCGGCGACUCCACGAGCACCGUCGGCCUCCUGAGCGAGCGUCUACAGGCCUGGAAACACAUGGUCAAAUACCUGGAGGCCUACGUUUCGGCGGUCGCGAAAGACCAUGGAAGCCGGGCCAAAGAUCAAGAGAAGAUCCUGAAGACGGUCUCAAGCCCGCUGCGCGAAGCACACCACUUUGACAGCGCAAUCGGUGGCAUCACGAGCUUGUUCGACAACAUCCGCACCAACACGACGGCGAUAACCAACCUCUACGUCGAGACGAGCAUGUGCCUCACGGGUUCGGUCCUCCCAAUCCUCGAGCGUCUGCAUCAGGAGAUCAAGAACAAGAGCAAGGAGUUGCAGAACGGCGCCGGCAAAGGCUCCAAAGCUGUCGAGGCCGCGCGCGCAGCUACGCAAAAACACGUCGAUCUGCUCGGGGCGCAAGCUUCACAUUUCGAUGCCAGCGGCGGCAACGCCAGUCGAAUCUCGGCGGCUCACGACCCGUACGUGCUCAAGAGGCAGACGUUGAACCGCCUCAACAAGCAGAUCCUGGACGAGAACAACCACCGCCAGGACCUGAUCGCCGUCCAAAACUCGUUCAAGCAAUUCGAGGCCCAUCUCAUCACCACGCUCCAGUCGGCGUUGAACUCGUACAACCAGUACAUGAGCAACCUCGCAGACCGUCAGAAAGCCAUGACCGAGGACAUUGCCGGCACCGCGGCAGCGAUCCCGCUCGACUUCGAGUGGGAAGGCUUCUCCAAGCGCAACGCGACUGUUCUCGUCAACCCGAACAGCGCUCCGAAGAACUUUGCUUUCGCCUCGUUCGCCAACGACAGCCACCGCGCGACCAAGCCCCUGAUCGAGGGAUCGCUGGAGCGCAAGCCCCGCGGCGUAGGCGCCAUCAGAGGCUACUCGAGCGGGUACUACGCCGUGACGCCCGCGGGGUUUUUGCACGAGUACAAGGACAACGAGAAUCUACUCAAGGACCCUUCGCCAGAGGUGUCCUUGUUCCUCCCGGACUGUGUGAUUGGAGCCGUCGACGGGACCAAAUUCACGGUCAAGGGUAAAGACUCGUCGGGGAGCAAGCUCGGCCAGAAGAUGGCGCUGAGCUACGACUUCCAGUUCAAGGCGCACACGGCCUCGGAGGCAAAACAGUGGCACGCUACUAUUGCCAGCUUCGCCCUUGCCGGAGGAAGCGUGCCGGGGUCGCCAGUGCCCGAGACACAGCAGCAGCCGUUCCCUCUUAACACGGCGGUGAACGAAGGGCAGACCACGGGGGUGACCCCGGCGGCGAGCCCGCAAAGCGCGAGGACCGUCUCUGCAGGGACCUACCACGCGUCUCCGGUGUCACAUGAUCUCGAGGAAAGGAGGUACGUCGAGCCGCAGGCGGACCAGCCUCUGUCUCAUGAAGGGCUGGAACGCCAGGUAGGUCAUCUCCCUGCCAGCCAGUAG